AUGUUGGAUGAUACACCAUGUUUUCCUGAUAUUGAACAAGCAAUCAAUCGUUAUUUUUCUAAAUUAAAAAAUCGAUAUUCAAUGUUGUUAACAUAUCAUCCAACAAUCGAUUGUGAACAUGGUCGUUAUUUAUUAUUGAAUAGUGCAUUAGGAUCUCGUAUUAUACAUGGUACUGGAUCAGAAUUAAUGUGGUAUUUAGGUGUUCUUAAUGUAGAAUAUAAAUUAAAUUUAACAUUAGUACAUUUAGAUUGGACUGCAGAACAUUCGGGUGAUGAAAAAAAUACUGAUAGAGAAAAAUAUUGGCAGUUUUUCGAUUGGGAAAUUCCUUAUUCAGCAUAUCAUACAUGUCCAAAAAAUUCAUCUAUUAAACAAAAUAUAUUUCAAUAUAAUUUAAUAGUGAAUCAAACAUUUGAUCAACAUCAUAAUGGUAAACAAUCAUUUACAAUUAAGUCUUAUUUUCAAACAAGAUUUAAUCAUUUCAUAGAUAAUCUUCAAAAACAUAGUAACAAAUCAAAUAAUAAUAUUGGUUUUACAUUUUAUUCUAGUCAAACUUUUACUAUCACAUCAUCACUCAUGGAAAUGGGUAUCGUUUUUGAAAUUCGAUGGUGGUUACAACAUCGAAAAUUAUACAAUAUACAUACUGGUGUUUGGUCAGGUAUUCCUAUUUCGUCUAAUUAUCAACCAAUUGAUUAUUUUCAAUAUAUUACACCAAACACGACCAUUACUAACAACAGUAUAACUAUUUCUGAAACAGAUAAGAAUAUUAACAUCGAUUUUUUUCAAUGUUCAUCAAUUGAUAUGCAUGAUGUUUUAUUGAUUGGAGUACACAUACGUCAUGGUGAUGUUGUAAAACGAGAUAAUCAAGGUCGUAUAAUAUCAGGUGAUCUAUAUCGUUAUAUAGCAAAUUCAGCUUAUGCACCACUAUUAAUUUUUAUUAUUAAUGCAUUACCUACUCAUAUAAAAAAUAAGUAUUUGAUUACUAUUUAUAGUGAAGGUGUAAUAGAUGAUUUUCAUGAUAUACUCAUUGAUUUAAAACAAGUUUUACCUGAAUCACGUUGUCAUGUAUCAUUUUUUUUAAAUGGUCGAACAUCAGAAACAUUUAAUCGUUUACUACGUGAUGAUAUUUUAAUUAGUGCAUUAAGUACAUUUAGUAUGGCUGCUGGUAUAUUUAAUAGUCGACAAUUAAAAAUAGGACCAUAUCAUAAUCGAGCUAGAGUACAUGGAAUGAGAAAUUAUUUAAGUUUAGGUUUAAAUACAAAUCAUACUAAAUUUCAAAUUACAGAAGAAAAACAGCAACUAAUUAAACAAAGAAUAGAAUAUGUAUGGAAACAAAAACAAGCACAACAAAAAACUCAAUUUCCAUUAUGGUUAGAUAACUAUUCCUCGAAUUAUCCAGAAGAAUUUAUGUUAAUUUAA
Molecule: messenger RNA, 1416 nt
Organism: Rotaria sp. Silwood1
Lineage: Eukaryota; Metazoa; Rotifera; Eurotatoria; Philodinida; Philodinidae
Source: the annotation of a GenBank genome assembly